GAAAGUUUGUUCAGCUCUGUGUUUUUACGCAGGCGCAGAGCAUGCUGUCGGUCCAGUUUCGCUGGUUAACUUUUACCUCAGAGGUAGAUCAGAAGCCUCCCUCCCUGGUGCUCAUCAUUAAACAACAACAACGAGCCCCGAGAUCCAUCAAGCGGUGUGUUAUCUUUUGUUCGGGUUCACACACACACACACACACUCACUCACACACAUACACCGACCUCCCUCUCGGACGAUGUGACACCGGGGUCCCCACUGCGGAGCGGCCGGACGGGAUUUCGGUGGGCUUUCAGCCUCAGCACAAGCAAGUUUGCACAGCGGCAGGUGCAAAGGGCUUUCAUUUCCGCCAGCGACUCCUGCCUGGUGGAGGCUCGAUGCACGGUCGGGAAUCAACUAGUUGGCACCGCGACGCAUUGGAUAGUUCGGAUUGGUAUGCGGUCUAAGUAGACGACCAGCCCGCUGCCGACGUCCAGAUUUAAGGAUUGAUCGGCAGCCCGAAGAGUGCCUUUUUUUUAUUUUAUUUUUUUACUUUUCUUGCACUGCGAAGGUGGCAGCACAGGACCCCGGUUCUCCGAACCCACUCCGCGCGGUGUUCCGGUGCGCUCAGCCGCCACUACCGACCGACAAGGACAGACCCCUACCAGUGGUGGAUCCCAAAGAUGAUGGGCUUUCUGCGCCGAACGUUUAGCCGACGGAGACGGUUUCAGGCGACCGACCAGGACGAGGCGGACGGUCUCGGUGGUGGAGGAGGCGGGAGAGGGUCCACCGGGAACCCCCUGCUGCUCGCCCAUCAACAGCAGGUCGUCCAUGCCCCGGCGGUGGUGACCGGGGGAGCGGCCGUCCACAUCCCCGCGACGGGCACGGCCAGGACCACCAUCACCUGUCGCGUUUUACUACUGGAUGGCUCGGACGUCAAUGUGGAUUUGCCCAGCAAGUCAAAGGGCCAGGAGCUGUUUGACCAGAUCAUAUAUCAUUUGGACCUGGUGGAGGCCGACUACUUUGGGCUGCAGUACAUGGACUCUGAGCAGGUUUCACACUGGCUAGAUGUGUCCAAACUCAUAAAGAAACAGAUACGAGACGGCCCUCCGUACAGACUCUUCUUCAGAGUUAAGUUUUACUCUUCAGAGCCAAAUAACCUGCAUGAGGAAUUCACCAGGUAUCUGUUUGUGCUGCAGCUGCGACAAGACAUCCUGUCUGGCAAGUUGAAAUGUCCCUAUGACGUCUCCGUUGAGUUGGGGGCCUUUUGUCUAGAAAGUGAGCUCGGAGACUGUGAUCCGUCGGAGCACUCUCCCGAGCUGGUGUCGGAGUUUCGUUUUACUCCCAAACAGAGUGAGGACAUGGAGGCGGAUAUCUUCAACAAAUGGGUGGAGCUGAGAGGGAAGAGCCCGUCGCAGGCUGAGAUUUGCUUCCUCAACAAAUGCAAAUGGCUGGAGCUAUACGGCGUGGAUAUGCACUUUGUCAAGGGUCGCGACGGAGGGGAGUACGCGCUGGGCCUCACGCCAACAGGCAUCCUGGUGUUCGAGGGCUCCAGCAAGAUCGGCCUUUUCUUCUGGCCCAAGAUCACCCGUCUGGAUUUCAAAAAGAGUCGGCUCACCCUGGUGGUGGUGGAGGAUGACGACCAGGGCCGGGAGCAGGAGCACACGUUUGUGUUCCAGUUGGACAGCUCUAAAAACUGUAAGCACUUGUGGAAGUGUGCGGUGGAGAGCCACGCCUUCUUCCGGCUGCGACAGCCAGCCACGGGCAUGGCCAGCCAGAGUGACUUCACACGGCUGGGCUCGCGCUUCAGAUUCAGUGGGAAGACGGAGUACCAGGCCACUCAUGGCAGUCGAAUGAGGAGGGCAAGCACCUUUGAAAGGCGACCCAGCAAACGAUACCCCUCCAGAACACACUCCCUGGGGGGCAAAGGCGUGUCCCCCGCCAAGCCACUGCACAUCGGCUCCCAAGCUAGCCCUGACCCAAGCAUCCAUCCGUACCAGCGUAACAUUCCUUUGGGUCAUGAGGCCUGGAACGCCCCCCAGCCUGCUCUCAGCCCCCCCAUCUACCUGCAGCACUCGGGGCUCACGCCACCCCACAGUUUUCCUCUCAGCGGUCCUGACUCAGACCACCAGUUCAGCGUGGAGGAGAACGAGGCGCCGUAUGCUGGGAAGAUCCACCAGCAUCACCACCGGCGACACACACACAGCCAGGACACGCUCUGCCACACACACAGCAACACCAGGCACCGCGCCUCCCCUCGUCCGUGCGAUGGUGUGGAUGUCCCUCAGUCCCUCCGGAAGGCUCUGGAGACGGACAGCGACUCCAGCCCCUGGCCCUCGAUCCACAUCAACAUCGACAACAAGGCAGAGGACAAGCAGCUGUCUGAGAAGUCCUUGCACCCCCCUAGCACCCCAUGCCUGCUGCCUGACCACCUCAAGUGUAACAUCCUCAAGGCCCAGAUGGAGGCCGUGUUCAGGGAGCCUCCGACCACUCCGAGAGGGAAGGGCUCCAGUGACACCUCCAAUGAAAGAUACCAGAGCUCAUCUCAAGACUCGGCUGCAUCUAGUCUGACGGUAGAGAAGAACCCCCACUGGUCAGACUACAGCCGGACCCUGGACAGACCCCACCCCAACUCCUACAACAUCAACACCAACCGCAGGAAACGACUAGUCCGGCAGUACAGCUUUAACCAUGAAGAUGAGGAUAAUCUCCCAGAAGCCCUUGCAGCCAUCUCGGCCGAAAGUGCAACCAAGUCUGGUUCCAACAGUUCAUUAGACAGACAAAUACAGCCUCCGAUAUACCCACAGGUGGAUAAUAAGAUGCCAACAUUGGAGCUUGGCAGUUCCCGCUGUCCCUCUCUCUCUCCCUCCCCAAACCUGUCCCCCUCGUUCUUCCGCAGCUCCAUCCCACACCUAAUCCCCUACACUGCCGCCCAUAAUAACAGUGGAGAGGAGCGGUUGGACCGGGAGAAGAUUCUGCGGGCGCUCCUCAUGACGGAGCUCUGAGGCAUGACCCUUGACCUCUGAAGCGCGACCCUUGACCUAUGAGGUGUGACCCUCGACCUCUGAGGCGUGAACCUUGACCUCUGAGGCGUGACGCUUGACCUCUGAGGCAUGACCCUUGACCUCUGAGGCGUGACCCUUAACCUCCAUGACGUCAUUGCCCCAUGCGCACAAUGCAUUCCGCGAAUGAUAUAAACGUUUUUAUAUAUUUGUACAAAUGUACUUGGCUUAAUAGUUAUUCUAAGAGGAUAUUUAUAUAUAUGCUGUAUUAUGCAUUCACAUGAACUGUGAUGAUUUUAAAAGACUCACCAAAUGAUGAUUUUCAGAUUGCUCUACAUUUGCUUACAUGUAUGUUUUGAUUUGAUCUGUUAUAUAUAUAUAUAUAUUUACACUACCAUUCAAAAGCCAGGGGUCACCCAGUCAAUUUCAUGUUUUCCAUGAAAACUCACACUUUUAUUCAACAGUUUUCAGCUGUGCUAGCAUAAAUACUCAAGGGCAUUCUAAUAAUCAAUAAGCCGUUUAACACGAUUAGCUAAACCAUGUACCAUUAGAACACAGGAGUGAUGGUUACUGGCAAUGGGCCUCUGUAAACCUAUGUAGAUAUUCCAUUAAAAAUCUGCCGUUUCCAGAUAGAAUAGUCAUUUACCACAUUUACCACAUAAAAAUGUCCAGACUUCUGAAUAAUUUAAUGUUAUCUUCAUUGAAAUAACUGCUUUUCUUAAAAAAAUAAGGACCUUUCUAAGUGACCCCAACCCUUUGACCGGUAGUGUAUAUAUGUAUAUGCCAGCCAUUUGCAGAAUGUCAAGGGUUUUUAGACAUUCAAAACGGACGUGUAUGGAGGCAAAAACUAAUGACGUUUAUCUAAAUUAAAACAGAACCUUAAUUCGCUUUUUUAGAACUCAAUGUUUCAAGAUUUACCAGAUGACAUUUUACAAAACCAGUGACCGAAUUGAGGUUAACGAUCAGACUUGACAGAGAGGAGCCUGUGGGCUCCAUGGCGACAUUCAGGUAAACGGGGCCUAAUCACAUUGGUUUCCAGACAUAUUCACACCUAUUUUUAGAGGAGUGUGGGUGGAAGGGAAAACUGCAUGCAAGGUUUUACAUUUGGGUUGGCGCUUGGCCAAAGCUAGUCCUCCGACCCAAGAGGGAGACCAGUCCCUCUGAACAUGGGAUCCCCCCAGUGUGAACAGUCCCUCUGAACAUGGGGUCUCCCUGUUUUUCUCUACGUCACCGCCUACUGUAUCUUGCAUGUGUUUCCAUUAGCCUCAAUACUGCCGUCUCUUAUACAUUGUGUGAUUUGUUGUUGUCGUCGUUCAGUUGCAUGUGUGUUUUCAGGGUGGCUUUCUGGUCAAUCAUUGCACUCGACAUACAUGUCUAUUUCAAAGAGCUGAAUCAGUUGUUGACAAGAGAUUGGAUCAUCGGGACGGAUGAUGAGGUAACAGGUUGUAGCACAGAAGUGCAGUCUCACACUCACCAAUAGAUGUAGACAAAGCUACAGUUACAACUUGGUGUUAUUUCAGGUUGCAAUGACAAACAGAUGCACUAUGUAUGUCACCACAAUUUUGCACAGUCCAUAUUUUAUCCGCCCCAAAAAAAGAUUUCUGUUUUCUUUGCUUGUGAAAGGAUGGGAUGUUCAGAAUCAGGUUUCCCCAAACUUUCUGUCAACUUUCUGAAAACUUUGUUUUCCACUUCAUUAACUAGGGCAGUGUAACCACUAUUCUAAUAUACAUUUUACAUCUAUAUAUCUAUAAACAGAUAGAUAUCCAUUGAUAUAUUUGCUGUUACUGUGUAAUUUGUUUUUAAUUUAAUUCCAAAUA
Molecule: messenger RNA, 4792 nt
Organism: Gadus chalcogrammus (walleye pollock)
Lineage: Eukaryota; Metazoa; Chordata; Actinopteri; Gadiformes; Gadidae
Gene: epb41l4b
Product: erythrocyte membrane protein band 4.1 like 4B
Exons: 23
Coding region: 657-2978 (773 amino acids)
Cellular component (GO): cytoskeleton
Molecular function (GO): cytoskeletal protein binding
Source: RefSeq, a predicted model, not a curated record